CGAACGUCCGCUUCUGCUACCGAGAAGGGAUUAGUGAGCAACACCCCGGGACUGAUCGGCUUCUAGUUCUGUCGGCCUCAGGGCUUCCCCGUUCGUCACAACCAACGGAUUGCCUUACUAUUUACACCUCUGCCGAGAAUUAGGGAUGAACUAAGGAUGAAUGUAAACCAGCACACUCCAAUGGCCUCUCCUUACGGCCAGCCCCAGCCUGGCUAUGGUCAACCUAGCUACGCUCCCCAGGAUGGGGGGUAUCCUGGCCCUUACUCACCUUACAACGGCCCUGCUUCAGCCCAUCAGCCCGGUGUUCCACCACAAGGUUAUUCUCCUUUCACAAGCUUUCCCUCUAAGGCUGUGGCAGCCAACCCAGUCUCUGACCUCUCCUCUCCUCUUGACUUAGGUCCAACAAGGCUUCCUCCCACCUCUGCACCCCCUCCUGCUUCAGCUCCACAGCCCUAUAACCAGUACACCCACAGUCAAGGGGACAUGCAAAAUGGACCCCCACCCAUGACACAGGCACCGCCCAGGCCUGCUGCAGCCCAGCCGUACACCCAGGGACAUGUGAACAUGAGCGGGUCGCUGCCUUCCUAUCCACAACACUACGGGCCUCCGCCUUCAAUGCAGCAGGUCACCAAUCAGAUGACUGGAAUGCAGAUCACGCCUGGACCACCAACCUCUGCAGGGCCAGGAUAUGUUCCUCCUCACAGCUCCCAGCCUCCUCUCAGUACUGCCUACUCAGCUGCAGCGCAGCCAUCCUACACCCAGGCUCCCCCUCCUGCAUCAUCCGCUCCCACCCAGCCUCCACCUGCGAGUGGUCCUGCAGCUUCUCAGCAGUACUACGGAGGCCCUCCACCUUCUUCUCAACAACCAUUCAACUCUUCCCUCCCCCCCACCUCCCAGCAGCAGUUCACCUCUUCUGUUCCUCCGCCGCCCUCCCAGCAGUCUUUUCCCCCCUCCUCAUUUUCGGGUCCCGCUCCUCCUCCCACGCGCCCUCAGGGUCCGCCGAUGUCUCAGUCCCAGCCCCAGAUGCCCUUUCCUUCUCAGCCUCCUUUCUCAGCUCCUCCACCUGUUAGCCAACCUGGCUUCGCCGGUGGCCCACCUCCACCCGUCCAAGGAUCUUUCCCACCUCAGCCUACACAACCUUCCUCUCAGCCAGGGUCUUUUCCUCCUCCUGGGCCCCCUCCCACCUCAGCCACCUCAGGUCAGUACACAACCUCCAUGGCCCAGCAGCCGCCUCCUCCUACCCAGCCAUCCCCCUAUCACUCAGGACCCCCGCCCCCCAGAGUUCAGAUGCCUCCAACUUCUAUGGGACAGAGUAACCACAUGCCUCCGGGUCCUCCAGGACCCCUGCAGCAGCCUCCUGCUCAGCCUGGCAUGCAGACAGGAUUCCCUCCUCAACAAAAUGGUGCAUUUGGGCAGGUAAGGGGCCCGCAGCCUGGAUAUGCAGGCCCUUACCCUGGACAGCCCAACUAUGGAGCCCAAGCGCCAGCUCCUGCUCCUUCAGCACAGAAAAGACUUGAUCCGGAUGCAAUUCCAAGCCCGCAAGCGUCUGACAUGCCGGCUGUGCAGAAAUCAAGACAUAGAAUAGAUCCAGAUGCUAUCCCAAGCCCAAUCCAGGUAAUAGAGGACGACAAGGCCAAGUCUACUGAGCCAUUCACAACAGGGGUCAGGGGUCAAGCCCCGCCCCUUGUCACAACCAACUUUCAGGUGAAAGAUCAAGGAAACGCCAGUCCCAGGUUUAUCCGUUGUACAGCCUACAAUAUGCCUUGCACGUCCGAUAUGGCAAAGCAGUCCCAGGUCCCCCUGGCUGCUGUCAUUAAGCCGCUCGCCACGCUGCCCCCAGAUGAGACCCCGCCAUACAUGGUGGACCACGGCGAGGCUGGUCCAAUCCGUUGCAACAGGUGCAAGGCCUACAUGUGUCCCUACAUGCAGUUCAUAGAGGGAGGUCGCCGCUUCCAGUGUGGAUUCUGCAGCUGCGUCACAGAGGUGCCUCCACAAUACUUCCAGCAUCUGGAUCACACCGGUAAGAGAGUGGACUGCUAUGACAGGCCAGAGCUGUCCCUCGGCACCUAUGAGUUCCUGGCAACUGUGGACUAUUGUAAGAACAACAAGCUUCCUCAGCCUCCAGCCUUCAUCUUCCUCAUAGAUGUUUCCUACAACGCGGUUAAGAGCGGCCUGGUCAGCUUGAUCUGCAAUGAACUCAAGACUCUCCUUGAUCUCCUGCCCAGGGAAAACCCAGAAAUGGAUUCUGUGGUGCGGGUGGGUUUCGUCACCUACAACAAGGUGCUGCACUUCUACAACGUGAAGCCCACUCUGGCCCAGCCCCAGAUGCUGGUUGUGUCGGACGUGUCGGACAUGUUUGUGCCGCUGCUCGAUGGGUUCCUGGUAAACGUGAACGAAAGCCGGCAGGUCAUAGAGAGCUUGCUGGAUCAGAUCCCAGAGAUGUUUGCAGACACGAGGGAGACGGAAACGGUCUUUGGACCCGUCAUCCAGGCAGGACUGGAAGCCCUUAAGGCUGCCGACUGUGCCGGGAAGCUGUUUGUGUUUCACACCUCUCUGCCCAUCGCAGAGGCUCCUGGAAAGCUGAAAAACCGAGAAGAUAAGAAGCUAAUCGGGACAGACAAGGAGAAGACUCUGUUUCAGCCGCAGGUUGGAUUUUACAAAGACCUGGCAAAGGACUGUGUAGCCCAGGGCUGCUGUGUGGAUCUUUUCCUCUUCCCUAAUCAGUACGUCGAUCUGGCCACACUAGGGGUGGUCCCUGUCUCCACUGGAGGUUCAAUCUACAAGUAUACCUACUUUCAGGCUCAGGCAGAUCAGGAGCGAUUCCUGAACGACCUGAGGCGGGACGUUCAGAAGCAAGUCGGAUUCGAUGCCGUUAUGAGGGUGCGGACAAGCACAGGGAUCCGAGCGACAGACUUCUUUGGAUCGUUUUACAUGAACAACACCACGGACGUGGAGCUGGCAGGCCUGGACUGCGACAAGGCCAUUACCGUGGAGUUCAAACACGACGACAAGCUCAGCGAGGAGACGGGAGCCCUAAUGCAGUGUGCCGUGCUGUACACCAGCUGCAGCGGUCGGAGGCGUCUGCGCAUCCAUAACAUGGCGGUGAACUGCUGUUCACAGCUCGCCGAUCUUUACCGCAACUGUGAGACGGACACAAUCAUCAACUACUUUGCCAAAUAUGCUUUCAGGGGUGUUGCUAACAACCCCACCAAGGCUGUGAGGGAUACCCUGGUCAACCAGUGUGCUCAGAUUCUUGCUUGCUAUAGAAAGAACUGUGCCAGUCCAUCAUCUGCUGGUCAGCUCAUCCUGCCAGAGUGCAUGAAGCUUCUCCCCGUUUACCUGAACUGUGUCCUGAAGAGUGACGUCCUGAUGCCAGGAGCCGACGUCUCGCUGGAUGACAGGGCUUACCUCAAGCAGCUGAUCAGCUGCAUGGAUGUCACGGAGACUCAUGUCUUCUUCUACCCCCGCCUGCUGCCAGUGAUGAAGCUGGAAAGCGGGUCGUUGCCCGUAGCAGUGAGGGACUCUGAGGAACGGCUUUCCAAAGGAGGGGUUUACCUGCUGGAGACGGGGCUCCACCUCUUCCUGUGGGUCGGAGCAAGCGUUCAGCAAGAGCUGCUCCUCAACAUCUUUGGCACACCGAGCUUCAGCCAGAUCGAUCCCAACUUGACGAGUCUGCCUGUCCUGGACAACCCGUUCUCACAAAGACUCAGAGAGAUCAUUGACUCCUUCAGAGCGCAGCGAUCACGAUACAUGAAGCUGAUGGUGGUGAAACAGGAAGACCGAUCUGAGCUGAUCUUCAAGCACUUCUUAGUGGAGGACAAGAGCGCCAGCGGCGGAGCGUCAUACGUAGACUUCCUGUGUCACAUGCACAAGGAGAUCCGCCAGCUUCUCAGCUAAAGGACUGGAGAUUCCCACCUUUCACCCAGAAACUCCUCCACCCGAAACCCGGGUCUCCGUUCACCCUGAGAUUUUCUUUUUUCUUUUGUUUGGAUUUUUUUCUUUUUUUUUUAACCGUACAGAAAUGAACUCUCCUUGCGGUCUGUCAGCGGAGCUCCAGCUUUCAGAUCGCAUCCUGUAUGAUUAUUUGUGUGCGAGUGCUCCAGGGAAAAGCUUUACCCUGCCUCGGAUCUGCUGCUCCUGCACAGCAAAGGUAUAAUAACUGACGAGAAAGGAUCAUGUAUAUACACAAGAGAACUACGUAUGCAACAACCUGAUAAUGAAAAAGAAGGCUCGAUAACUGUAGUACUGUCUGUAUUAAUAGCACUGAAAGGCUUUCCUUUUCUGGGUGGGGUUGGCUUAAACGACUCGGAUAGCAAACACUUUUUAUAUAUGAUUGAGUUUCAAUAGAGUCACAGACAUCUGUAUGGAAAUAAAACUGAAUGCUGUUCUAAAUGUCCGUUAUCCACUUUAAUCAUGGCCUUAGUCCCCUCUGCUCCCAUCCUUAAUGUCUGUGUGUGUGUUUGGGUUGGUGAGUUUAUUUUGAGAGGGGAAAGGAUAAGCCGCAAUUUGACCCAGUUUUUUUUUCUUUAUCGCACUGCAUCAGGUGCAAUCAUCUGAAUAUAACCUGAAUCAAAAAUGAUUUAAGAUUCAAUAAAGACAUAAGAUCAAACAAAAAUAAUGUUAUAUUGUGGCGACAUCUGGCUUUAGAGUGUGUUUGAAACCAAACUUGCUUGUUUUCAUCCGUGCAAUAUCAAGAAAUAUAAAAAAAGGCAUAAAAAGGAAGAUUAAUCUCCGACGCUUUAGAGGCAUUUUAAUUCAAAUGUGAAGGAAUGUUUAGGGGUACUGGUGUGCAAGAGGCAGACUUUAUAAUCUUCGAAUCCGAGGCGUCGAAUGUCCGAACUUGUGUGAAAGAAAGAAGCAGAGUGACAGAUGAGUGACCUUUCACUUCUAUUCACACUGAGCUACCCACAAGCUUUUCAGUGUGUAAAUAAAAGUAUACGUGUACAGAAUAAAUAGAAAAUAAAAAUUUUAAAGACCUGUCAUGAUUAUCUGACAUUUAAAGUCAUUGAUUUUUUAAGAUGGGCUUUUUGAUAUGUUUCUGUGUGUGAGAGAGAACGAAUGCGGCGUCGGUCCUGGUGAUUUUCUCACAGGGAGAACAGAGGGAUCAGCCAACACACGCAACCUUUAGGAUCAUUUAUCACUUUCUGUUCUGUUCUAACCAUCUGAUCUUUGUGUUGGGUGUGUCUGUAUGUGUGUGUCCAGCCCUCUGUCCUGACUUUAUAUUCACCGAUUUGGAUUGAUCCGCCAUCUUUACUGUAAGCUUAAUUUCCUUCCUCUUAUUUUUUUUUCUUUUUCCAUUGCCUCAUGGGACUGCUAAUAAAAUGAUUGUUAAAA
Messenger RNA from Cyprinodon variegatus (sheepshead minnow), 5334 nucleotides. It is a transcript of the gene sec24c, whose product is annotated as SEC24 homolog C, COPII coat complex component. The transcript is spliced from 25 exons. Gene Ontology annotation, molecular function: SNARE binding; zinc ion binding. The record is from RefSeq and is a predicted model, not a curated record. Gene Ontology annotation, cellular component: endoplasmic reticulum exit site; COPII vesicle coat. Bases 157 to 3897 code for a protein of 1246 amino acids. Lineage: Eukaryota; Metazoa; Chordata; Actinopteri; Cyprinodontiformes; Cyprinodontidae. Gene Ontology annotation, biological process: endoplasmic reticulum to Golgi vesicle-mediated transport; COPII-coated vesicle cargo loading; intracellular protein transport.